Messenger RNA from Antechinus flavipes (yellow-footed antechinus), 1854 nucleotides. RefSeq names its product TNNI3 interacting kinase (gene TNNI3K). The coding region runs from base 64 to 1467 and encodes 467 amino acids. Gene Ontology annotation, molecular function: ATP binding; protein kinase activity. The transcript has 15 exons. NCBI's taxonomy places the organism in Eukaryota, Metazoa, Chordata, Mammalia, Dasyuromorphia, Dasyuridae. The record is from RefSeq and is a predicted model, not a curated record. Gene Ontology annotation, biological process: protein phosphorylation.
CACUCUGCUUGCUACCAUGGACACAUCCGUCUGGUGCAGUUCUUACUGGAUAAUGGAGCUGAUAUGAAUCUGGUAGCCUGUGAUCCCAGCAGGUCAAGUGGUGAAAAAGAUGAGCAGACUUGUUUGAUGUGGGCUUAUGAAAAAGGGCACGACGCCAUCGUCACGCUCCUGAAACAUUAUAAGAGGCCUCAGGAUGAAUUGCCCUGUAAUGAAUAUUCUCAGCCAGGAGGAGAUGGCUCCUAUGUUUCUGUUCCGUCUCCCCUGGGGAAAAUUAAAAGCAUGACUAAAGAAAAGGCGGACGUCCUCCUCCUGCGGGCAGGGCUGCCUUCCCACUUCCAGCUUCAGCUCUCUGAAAUUGAAUUCCAUGAAAUUAUUGGCUCAGGGUCUUUCGGAAAAGUGUACAAAGGCAGAUGCAGGAACAAAAUAGUGGCUAUCAAACGCUAUCGGGCCCACACGUACUGCUCCAAGUCUGACGUGGACAUGUUCUGCAGAGAGGUGUCCAUCCUUUGCCGACUCAACCAUCCCUGCGUGAUCCAGUUUGUCGGAGCCUGCUUGAACGAUCCCAGCCAAUUCGCCAUCGUCACCCAGUACAUCUCAGGGGGGUCCCUGUUCUCCCUUCUCCACGAGCAGAAGAGGAUUCUGGACUUACAGUCCAAACUGAUCAUUGCUGUGGACGUCGCCAAAGGCAUGGAGUACCUGCACAACCUGACCCAGCCCAUCAUCCACCGGGACUUGAACAGCCACAACAUUCUCCUCUAUGAAGAUGGCCAUGCUGUCGUAGCUGACUUUGGAGAAUCAAGAUUCCUGCAGUCUCUGGAUGAGGACAACAUGACAAAACAACCUGGGAACCUCCGCUGGAUGGCCCCCGAGAUCUUCACCCAGUGCACGCGGUACACCAUCAAAGCGGACGUCUUCAGCUACGCCCUGUGCCUCUGGGAGCUCCUCACCGGGGAAAUCCCUUUUGCGCACCUCAAGCCAGCCGCAGCAGCUGCCGACAUGGCUUACCACCACAUCCGACCUCCCAUCGGCUAUUCCAUUCCCAAACCCAUCUCGUCUUUGUUAAUGAGAGGCUGGAACGCGUGUCCUGAAGGAAGACCAGAAUUUUCUGAAGUUGUGACAAAAUUGGAAGAAUGCCUUUGCAACAUUGAGCUGAUGUCUCCUUCAUCAAGUAACAGCAGUGGGUCCCUGUCUCCUUCCUCAUCCUCUGAUUGCCUGGCGAGCCGCGGAGGCCCCAGCAGGAGUCACGUAGCUGCCCUCCGGAGCCGCUUUGAGCUAGAGUACGCCCUGAACGCCAGAUCCUGCAUGUACUGGUCUCAGAGUCCUGGACAGAUCCUCGCUCAAGCUCCGUCUCUGGAAGACAUGAGGAGAAACUUUCGGUUUCCUGCGAUUGACAAAAAUGGCUACGUGUCGGACCCCAUGAGCGCCAUGCACUUCCCGGGCCCCGGCGGCUUGGAGGAGAGCGGCUGAGGCAGCCGCGACCUACCGGAGGAGCCGCCCGGCCCGGCCUCCGGCGCCGGGCUUCCGGUACCGCGGACAGCUCCCCCCAGGGCACUUCAAAUGGCUUUGCUUACUACUAGCUCCGUGUCAUUUUCUUCCACAAAUUGGGCCGAGGCUUUGUGUCGAAAACAUUAAAAUGCAAAAGAGGAAAGCCCGAAAUGGAGGUUGAAAAAGUGUUGUUAAUUUUGGGAGCUAACACUAAGUUAAUCACUGUAUGCAUUAUUUCCUAGUAUUAUUUGGAAGCAGCCCGGCAGUCCAGAGCAGUCACAUGUUAGCAAUAGGCUAGCAAGCUGGUUUCUAAGCUGAAUUGUGGAAAUGUGGCUUUGAGACUUGUUAUGUUUUCAGUUUCUCUCUCUC